Molecule: messenger RNA, 897 nt
Organism: Paraglomus occultum
Lineage: Eukaryota; Fungi; Glomeromycota; Glomeromycetes; Paraglomerales; Paraglomeraceae
Source: the annotation of a GenBank genome assembly
AUGACUCUUCUUUACACAAACUGUCCAGACUUGGAGCUCGUUACGCGCGGUAAAGUUCGAGAUAUUUAUCGCGUUGACGAGUCUUCACUUUUGCUAGUUACUACUGACAGGCUUAGUGCUUUUGAUGUCAUAAUGAAAAAUGGUGUCCCUGGAAAGGGCAAGAUUUUGACGCAAAUCAGUAAAUUCUGGUUUGAUUAUUUGGGAGACGUCAUCCCGAACCACCUUAUUUGUUCUGAAUUCUCACAAAUGCCUGAGAAAGUACAGAAAUACAAAGAUCAACUAGAGCACAGAUCUUUACUCGUUCGCAGCUUGCAAGUAUUUCCGAUUGAAGCUAUCGUACGUGGAUACAUCACUGGAUCGGCAUGGGCAGAAUAUAAGAAGACAAAGACAGUCUGUGGCAUACAGCUUCCCGAUGGACUUCAGGAGAGCCAGAAGUUUGACGCGCCACUGUACACCCCGAGCACCAAAGCAGAAAUUGGACAACAUGACGAAAAUAUCCAUCCAGACAAAGCCAAGGAGAUCGUUGGUGAUAAUUACGCGGAAAUAAUAUCAAAAACAGCAGUUGAGUUAUAUAGUAAGGCAUCGGAUUACGCAUUGAAGAAAGGUAUAAUUAUCGCAGAUACGAAAUUUGAGUUUGGAAAGGACAAAGAAGGCAAUGUCAUUCUCGUUGAUGAAGUUUUGACACCAGAUUCCUCCCGAUUUUGGUCUUCUGCAAAUUAUCGAGUCGGUAUUGCUCAGGAGAGCAUUGAUAAACAGUUUGUUCGCAAUUACCUGUUGAGCAUAAAUUACGACAAGAAGACUAGCAUUGAGUUGCCCGAAGAUAUAGUACAAAAAACUGCGGAGAAAUACGUAGAGGCUUAUAGAUUGCUUACCGGAUCUGAACCGACAUUUCUAUGA